UUCGAUUCAAACAAUGUUCAUUGCUCGAACAAUAUUAUCAUUAGGUUUGGUGUUGGCCAUUACUUCGGGCCAACAUCCAAAUCGAUUACGCAAUAAUAAUAAUCGUAAUCGUAUUCGUGAACAAUCGAUAACCAGAAAACCAACAAACCGCAAUCGUUAUUCGAUGACAACACCACCAACAGCAGCAAUAUUAUCAACAACAUCGACAACAUCAUCAUCAUCGAUUAUGGUUGAUGCAGCACCAGCCGAACAAUAUGUUUGUGAUUCAGCCGAUAAAUUAAUAACCGAUAUUUGGACAAUAAAUAAUAUUCUUUAUAUAAAUAUUUUACAUUAUAAAGAUGAUUCAACAAAUUCCAUUGAUAAUCGUAUAUUUGAAUUUGAUACACAACGUUCAUUAUUUACAAAUGUUUUUCAUUUUCCAACAAUGGCACCAUUAUAUGCUGAUGCUGGUUUUGGUAAUAGUUAUUUAAAAGAUAUAAUGGGAAAAGCAUUAUCCAAAUCAAAUCAUAGUAAUAAUAUAGCCGAAACACCAUCAAUAUUAUAUUUUUCAACCAGGAAUGCAUUACGUUAUGGUUGUCAACAAAAAUGGCUUUAUAUACCACCAACAAGUCAAUUUUGUCGUUUUCAUCCAAUUGUUAAUUAUUUGUUUCGUGUUGUGGCAAUUAUUGAUCCAACAACACAAUCAACAAGUCCAUCGAAUCGUUUAGAUAUUGAUAUUUAUCGUAUGAUCAGUAUACGUUCAGAUGAUUUUUCAAUGUCCGUCGUACGGCCAAUAUUCAGUUCAAUACGUAAUGAUCAUAAACGUGAUGUAUUGGAUCAAUAUAUACAGAAUAGUUUACUAACAUUACAAUUACAUCAUCAAAUUCAAUCACCAUUAACUGGUACAACAAAUAAUAAUGUACGUUUUAUUUUCUCGAAUGGUCUUGGUUUAUUUAUUGCAUGGUAUCCAUCAACAAUGCAAACAUUUGAUUCAGAUAUAACAAUGAAUUGUGCAAUAAUGAUACCAAUAAAAAAUAAACCAUAUUUACAAUUAUGUUCACAACGUUAUAAUUUUUUAACAUUUAUUGAAUUAAAUGAAACAUUAUCAAUAAUAUUACCAGAUAAUUUAGUUAUAAAUUUAGAAUUAGAUUAUAUUCGAAAACAAUAUCGUAUAAUGAAUAAUUUACAAAUUAAUUUAGAUCAAUGGAAACCGGAAAAUUUUUUUCAAACAUUUUUCCAUUGUAAACGUUCACCACCAUCAAAUCGUUUAUCAUUACAAUAUUAUGGUUAUAAUAAAAAACAUUUUGGCCGACAAAAUCCAAACGAUAAUGUUACCACCAUCGUUGAUAAUGAAGAUGAUAAUGACAAUGGUGAUAAUGAUGAUGACGAUCCAAAAAUGAUGAAUAAUAAAAUUCAAGAAAAAUUACAAAAUUUUGAUAAUAAUAAUUAUUAUGAUGAUCCAAUACUUGAUUAUCGAUGA
This is a messenger RNA of Dermatophagoides pteronyssinus (European house dust mite), 1459 nucleotides long. RefSeq lists its product as uncharacterized. Lineage: Eukaryota; Metazoa; Arthropoda; Arachnida; Sarcoptiformes; Pyroglyphidae. The record is from RefSeq and is a predicted model, not a curated record.